AUGUCCUUUGAUAAGUCUGUGUUGGUUCCAUGUCCGAUACUUCAACCAAGUAUCGUAGAAUUUGAAAAUCCCAUGUCCUACCUUUCAAGACCGGACAUCGCUAAACUAGGUGCAGAAUAUGGAAUAGUGAAGUUGGUACCUCCACAAGGCUGGAAACCACCCUUCCUGCUCUCUCCAACAUUUAAGUUUCAUACCAGGUUGCAGAAAUUAAGUGAUCUAGGUUUAACAACUAGAAGUAGGGCUUUUUUUAAGAACAAUAUUAAUAGGUUCUUGAAGAUGAGGAAUAAGCGGCCCUUGAGGCUAUACUUUCUGGUAAAAGAUCAAGUAGAACAUGAUCAGCUGAACCAAGAACAGGCUGCUGACUCCAAUAAGAAAAGAUGUAGUAUUAAAGUCUAUUACUAUGAUCUUUAUGUUGCUAUUGAUAAAUUAGGAGGCUCCAGUAAGAUGUCCGAAGAUGACUGGGCUGGUAUCAAUGUGCAAUUUGGUGUACCUCGUAGCAGUAGGCAAGUAGAAGAAGAGUACAAUGCCAAUAUCAAGGCAUAUGCGCUAUUUUUGGCAAAUAAUAACAUAAAGAAGUAUAACUUCAACAGUGAAGUGCCAAAUGAAAAUGCUGUCGAAUCCAAAAUGGGUAUGAAAAGAAGAAAAAGGCUGAAGAAGCACCAAGAACAAACUGUUCCAAAUGGUCACCUCGAUAUUAACAGAGAAGACGUAGACGCUGAAAUUGAAGACAGUGAAGAAGAGAAGUCAGAUAACUGCUUAAUAUGUAGCAAAAAUGAUAAUCCUUCUGAAACUUUAUUAUGUGACAAUUGUGACAAGCCUUAUCAUAUGAGUUGUCUCGAACCUAAAUUGAACGUAGUGCCAUCUGGUAGCUGGUUCUGUGAUAAGUGUUUGAUUGGUACUGGAGAAUAUGGGUUUAAGGAAGACGUAGAUUUAAAAUACACAUUGCCAGAAUUCUACGAAAUGUGCCAGGAUUUUGAUAAGGAAUUUCAAGAAGAGUACAAUAAUGGCCAGCCUUUAACAGUUGAUAUCAUCGAGCAGAAAUUUUGGGAGUUUGUGGGCCAAGAAAAGUCAGAUAUGGAAGUUAAAUAUGGAGCUGAUAUUCACAAUUUAACUCCUGGUGAAAUAAGUGGAUUUCCCAUGUCGAAUACUCCUGGGCUCCCUCUACAUGAAUUAAUAUACCAACUAUACGUCAACCACCCCUUCAAUUUAACAAAAUUACCUUUCUCUCAGGGUUCACUUAUGAAAUUUAUAAAUACAUCUAUUUCAGGUAUGACUAUACCUUGGAUUUAUAUUGGUUCACUUUUGUCAACAUUUUGUUGGCAUGUCGAGGAUCACUAUACGUUGUCGAUAAACUACUGUCACUUUGGAGCUACCAAAAAGUGGUACGGGAUUCCAAGUUCACAAGCAGGUCAAUUCGAAAAGUUGAUGAAAGAUUCUGCACCGGACUUGUUUCAGAGACAACCAGACUUGUUGCAUCAAUUGGUUACAUUAUUAUCGCCAACCACACUAGUUGAAAAUGGAAUACGAUGUGUUUACGCUGAUCAGCAACCUAAUGAGUUUAUUAUUACAUAUCCAAAAGUGUAUCAUUCUGGGUUCAAUUGUGGAUUCAAUUUUAACGAAGCAGUUAAUUUCACAAUUGAGCCAUGGUUAGAAUUUGGUGAACAAGCAAUUCUGGAUUAUAAAGAAAUCAAAAAGGAGAAUGUAUUUAAUCACUAUCAAUUGCUCGAAAAUAUUCUCAGAAAGUUCUUGAACGAAGCAAGGGAAUCCCAAUUUGAAAGUAAAAAUAGUAAUAAGUUGAGAAAGGAAUUUGUUGUUAAAUGCUUGAACUCAUUUGAGAGGUUUUACGUAAACCAAUUGAAUGCUAUUUGGGAUUUAAAUCAAAAGAAAUACCAAAUCCAGUAUAAGCUUAGAGAUUUCAAGAAGAGAGAUUUCGUUGAAGAGCAAAAUGGCUUAUUUAAGGACGAAAAUGAUGAGAAGAAUGAACCUGAGCAACUAUGUGACGGCUGUAAGACACAUUUGGCAUAUCAAUACUUUAGUGUUCCUAAUAAGGAUCAGCAAUUUACCAUAAAGAAGCACAAGCUAGAAGAAGAUGAAGAAAAGGAAAAGGAGAAAGAUAAAGAGAAUAAUAGUUAUUUGCCUACUCCAAGGUCUUCACCUCAAGAGAGAGCUACUAUUAAGGAACAAUCUGAAGAGAUCGACCAAAUCAAGGAUUCAAUAUCAUCUCGUAGAAUGACCUUGAUAACUGGUGACAAUGAAAGUGAGAGUGUUGGCGAACAGACUAAAUUGAGUGAAGAAGAGGAAUUCAAGAGAUUGAUAAGCUCGGCUAAGAAGUCAUCUUCUUCAAAAGAAGGUUCACCCGAAGAGGAUCAGGAAGCUGCUGCUACUGCUGCGGCCUCCAACCAAAAGAAGAGACGUAGAUCCACCAGAAUCCAGAAGCAAGAGCAGACGGAAAUAAUGUCUAUAGGAAGUUCCAAGAAGGUUUUGCAAAUGGUUCACGAGAAAUUGCAGCUUCAACUAUGUGCUGAUUGCAUUGGAGUGUACAAUAAGGAUUUGCCUAUUGGAACUGUGUUAAUCUAUGAGCACAACCCUGAGGAGAUCCAGAAGUUGAUUCAUACUGUCAAGCGAGAGAUAACGAAAAUGUGA
Messenger RNA from Dujonia railenensis, 2643 nucleotides. The record is from the annotation of a GenBank genome assembly. NCBI's taxonomy places the organism in Eukaryota, Fungi, Ascomycota, Pichiomycetes, Serinales, Debaryomycetaceae.